Molecule: messenger RNA, 5876 nt
Organism: Ochotona princeps (American pika)
Lineage: Eukaryota; Metazoa; Chordata; Mammalia; Lagomorpha; Ochotonidae
Gene: TICRR
Product: TOPBP1 interacting checkpoint and replication regulator
Exons: 22
Coding region: 100-5685 (1861 amino acids)
Biological process (GO): regulation of DNA-templated DNA replication initiation; mitotic G2 DNA damage checkpoint signaling; response to ionizing radiation
Cellular component (GO): nucleus
Molecular function (GO): chromatin binding
Source: RefSeq, a predicted model, not a curated record
CCGGGGGCUCGUCGCGGAGGCGGGGAAGGCGUCCGCUUCCCUAAAGGGUCGCCGGGCUGGGACGAAGGCGGCGCGGGCGGCAGCCCCGGCCCGGCCGGCAUGGCCUGCUGCCACAAAGUCAUGCUGCUGCUGGACACCGCGGGCGGCGCGGAGCGUCCCGGCCGCGUCCGGCGCGCCGCCCUGCGCCUGCUCAUCUACCUCAGCUGCCGCUUCGGCCUGGCCAGGGUCCACUGGGCCUUCAAGUUCUUCGACUCGCAGGGGGCGCGGGGCCGGCCGUCCCGCGGCCGCGGCUUCCGCGAGCUGGGCGUCCGCUCGUGGCAGGUCUUUGAGGAGGAGCUGGAGGCCCGGCUCGGGGAGCGCGGCCGCGGCGGUGCCCACCUGCCGGGCCCGGCGCCCAGGGCCAGCCACACGCACGGCGCGCUGCUGGAGGCGCUGCUGGAGGACGAGUGGGAGCGGCCCGAGAUCACGUCGCCCACCAAGCCGGUGCUGCGGAGCAGCGGCCGCAGGCUGCUGGACGUGGAGGGCGAGCCGCGCGGGGCGGCGGGGGCGGCGGCGGCCGCGCUGCUCGGGGGUCGCGGGAACGCCGUCUUCCUGCUGGCUCCCUGCCCGCACUCGCGCCGCGAGCUGCUGCAGUUCGUGGGCGGCAGCGAGGCCCCGGGCCCGCGGCAGCUGACGGACAGGCUGCUGCCCCGCAGGGUCCAGGAGGUCCUGAUCGCCCGGAAGAUCACGCUGUACUGGGUGGACACCACCGAGGGCCCGGAGCUGUGGAAAUGCCCAGACCACUUUGGGUACUGGACCAUGCGUGAGCUGCUCCACCACGGAGGAGGCACUGUCCUGCUGUCUGAGACAUUCAGCUGGGAUUUUCCUAAAGCUGGGGAGGCGCUGUCAAGGGAACCUCACCUCUCUCCAUGGAUCUCCACCCUACCAGCAGAGGCCACUUUGAACCACCUGCUGUACAAUUCUCCCGAGUAUGAAGCCUCAUUUCCACGGAUGAAGGGAACAUUGUUUCUCCCUGUGGAAGGCCAAGAGAGUCAAGCAACAUGGACCGUCACCCUGGAGCCCUUGGCAAUGCAUCAGAGACAUUUUCAAACACCAGUGAGAAUUUUUGUGCAAGGUUCAGUGGCCCAGUGGUCCCUCCCAGCAAGCAGCACUUUGGGCACCGACAGCUGGAUGUUACAGAGCCCAGAGGAGCACGUGUCCACCCCGAGGCUGUUUCAGCAGUUGGUGAGCAGGCUGACAGCCGAGGAGCUGCAUUUGGUUGUCACCGUGGACCCUGGGGAAGGUUGGCCCCCGAUCACUGGAGUUAUUUCCCCGCUGUCUACCAGUACUACAGUUCUCACCGUGUUCCGCGCUGAGGAGGCUGUAUUUCGGAGUCAUUCUUUCCCAACAGCUGUGGCCCAGGGCACCCAUGAUGCAACUUCCCUUUUCUCAGAUGUUGUGGAUGAUAUACUGAAUCAGAUCGAUCAUUCACUAGUUGAUCCUGCUCCUUCUGCUCCUCCUGCUCCAGAGUGGGCCCAGCAGGAGCUUGGCCGCACCACUGCCUGGAAUCCUACCAUUGUGGAGAAUUGGUUUCCUUUCUCAAACACCAGUGGUGCCAGUUCAACUUUGAUGGAAUCAUUCUGGUUGUUACAAGCUGCCUCGGCUAAUAAAGAAUCCUCCAAAACUGAGAGUGAAUUAACCCAGGGCCUCUCGGAGGUCUAUCAGAGGAAAUGCCGUGAAGAAUCUGCUGCAGCUAAUCAAGACGACAGCAGAAAGAAACGCGGCAUUCCUCGCACUCCAGUGAGGCAGAAGAUGAACGCCAUGUGCCGUUCCUUGAAGAUGGUGAAUGUUGCCAGGCUCAAUGUGAAGGCUCAGAAGUUACACCCGGAUGACAGCCCAGAAGUGCCUGGGGACAAGGGAGUCCCGAGGGUAACCAGUGGAAAAGCAGCAGAUACACUGGAAGACCGAGGAAGGACAUUAAGAAGUUCUAAACCAAAAGAUUUUAAAACUGAGGAUGAGCUACUGACUUACAUACAUGAAAACUACCAAAAGACUGUGACCACAGGAGAAAGCACAUUGUGGUCAUGUGCUCGAAACAUAAUCUCCAUCAUUAAGGAGUUCCUUAAAUCCAAAGACACCAAGGACUUAGAAGUAAACUGUCUGAAUCUAAUAAAAAGUAACUUCUUGAAAACCAGCAAAAGUCUUCGACAGAAUGUAGGGAAAAAGCUGGAUAAGGAAGAAAAAGUCAGAGAGUGCCAGCUCCAGGUGUUCCUUCGUUUAGAGUUGUGUGUGCAGUGCCCUUCCAUAUGUGAGAGUCUUGAGGACGUGGAGUACAUGGAGGAGGAGGUGACAGACCUGCUGCGCUUGUUGUAUCUCACGGAGGACUCUGCAUACUUAGCCAACUUUCUGGAAGAAAUUUUGAGAUUGUAUAUUGACUCUAUCCCAAAGACACUAGGAAAUCUUUACAACAGCCUUGGGUUUAUGAUUCCUCAGAAGCUGGCUCGUGUCCUUCCUACAGAUUUUUUCAGUGAUGACUCCAUGACACAAGAAAUCCAAUCACCACUUCGUUCUUUGCCUCUUCUGGCAAGUGUUCAUCCAUCAGUGUCGGGCAGCACUGAGUCAGACCAGUUAGAGGAGCUGCGAACCAGAUCAGCCAAGAAGAGAAGGAAAAAUGCAUUAAUAAGACAUAAAAGCAUUGCAGAGGUUUCACAGAAUCUUCGACAAAUUGAAAUUCCCAAAAUGUCCAAGAGAGCUACAAAAAAUGAGAACACAUGUGCUGACCUUCAGCAGCCUCCGCAGACAAGGAAGGAUACAGGACAAGAAGUGACCAAGGUUCGAAGAAAUCUCUUCAACCAGGAAAUGCUUUCUCCCUCAAAGAGGUCUCUGAAGCGGGGAUUGCCCAGAAGCCAUUCUGUGUCUGUUGUGGACGGUCUGGGGGAUAAAGUGGACAGAAAGACCAAAGGUUAUCACAAAUUGCUGACCAAGAGUGUGGCUGAGACUCCAGUACAUAAGCAGAUCUCCAGAAGGCUGCUGCACAGACAGAUCAAGGGCAGGGCCUCUGAUCCUGGUCCCGAUAUUGAUGUUGUUGAAGAGUCACCUGAAAAAGGAGAAGAGCUAAAUUUGAGAAGGAGUCCUCGAAUCAAGCAGUUGUCAUUUAGCAGGACAAAUUCUGGAUCCUUCUAUUCUGUGUCUCAACCAAAGUCUCGAAGCAUACAGAGAGUCCACUCGUUUCAGCAAGGCCAAAGAGAAGAUUCUCCAGUCCAAAGUAUUCGAUCUCCCAAAAGGCUUCUUUUUGGGGCAGUGUCUGAGGUGUUCAGAUCAUCGUCAGAAAAGUGCCCAGCCAGAACUCGUAGGUCUUCAGGAAACGUGACUGGGUCUGAGAUGCCUGCGGCUUACCAGACUCCCAAAAAGAGAUACCAGAAGUCUCCUAGAUUUGCCAAAACUACACCUAGAAGAUUCCCACGCACACCACAGACUCCUCCAUGUGCUCCUGAGGGACUGCAAACGCCGCCUGCAGAAAAAACGCCUGCAAAGCAAGCUAUUGCUCAGAAGGCCCCUGGAGAGUCCCCACGUGGCUGUGGUCCCUGGAGGUCCAGAGGGGCUGCUCCGGAAGCAGCCUCCUGUCUGGAAGUACAAUCACCAAGAACACCCGUGAGGCCAGGCACUCAGCCCAGCUGUACUUGGCCACAUUUCGUGACUUCCAGUCCCGAGAGUGCCCCCCAUCCAGCAUCCCCAACUCCAUCCAGCACCCCGCCCAGAAGCUCCUAUGUAACCCCCAGCAGACCCUCUUUCAGAAUACCGCAGAGGGCAGCUGCCUGUGUGGACUUACCUCAGACCCCAAAACACAGCCCCGGAUCAUCUCACUUGGGGGAAACAGUGCAAAGCCCAAGGGACAGCACUGUCAGCACCCCAGAGGGGUUAUCGAAGGCAGCCACAGAUUCUUCCCCACCCGUUACUCCACAGAAACAGUUCCACUUGCCUUUCCGGGAUGGUUCCCAGAAGAGUCUAUUUAGGAAAACUACAGCAUCUCCUUCCCCUGGAGAAUGGGACCAGAAGGAGCUCCCAGCCUGGCCGUCCUCUUCUGGCCUCUUGACUCCUCCCAGAGCCUCCCAGGCAACUGCCUCUAACAUCCCAGCUCCCCAACCCUCUGACACUGGGAGGCAGUGCUGGAAGACCUCCCUACAGGGAGACUCCCUGCAGGGCCAGCCUGCUGUCCACACAGCCCCUGGGGUGGGCAUGCACUCCCUGGCAGCCGUCACAGACUUGAGAAGGGGCCAGAAGGGAGUGAGGCUCUGUCCUCAGUCUCCGUCUAUGGGACAGAGUUCUCCGGGCGGUGGCUUUGGGAGUGGCUGGCCCAGGUCCUCCAGCAACACAGAGUGUCUCUCCCUGGAGGAAGCUGAUUGUCAUGGCAGUGGUGGCUUGCAGAGUGUUGCCUCCUCAGGGCAGGAAGGUGAGGGGCUGCAGACCUCAGCAGCUGACGAGAGGCCACAUGUAUCGGACCCUGGGGCUCCUCCAGCUCUCCCUUCCUCUGGACCCUGCUCUCCUCUGACAUCAUCCUAUGGCCUGCGUUGCACAGCCGACCGGCGGCAGCGCCAAGCCGCAGCACAUGAGGAGCAGCCGCAGGCCUCAGUUAAGCAUCUGGAAGCCGCUGCCAGCCCACGGGCCUUCGAGGUGGAGCUGGAGAUGCAAGCUUCCGGCCUUCCAAAGCUUCGGAUUAAGAAGAUGGAGCCUGGCUGUUUGUUGGAAGCUGAGUCCCUGAGAAAGGAAGAGAGUGCUCUGGGAGAGGAGAGCUCAGGCCCCAGUGUGCCCAGGACCAGCAGGUCCUCUCACAAGCCCGAGUCCACCUACAUGUCCCCACCUUGCCUCCGACCCUCGCACAGCACACCUGGCAAGGGCGGGGGCCAAACCUACAUCUGCCAGUCCUGUACCCCCACCCACUGCCCCUCUAGCACUCCCUCCCCAUUUCAAACCGAUGUCGGGGUUCCUUGGACACCAUCCCCCAAGCACAGUGGGAAGACCACUCCUGACACAAUUAAGGACUGGCCCCGAAGGAAAAGGGCAGUGGACUGCAGCACUGGUCCCUCAGCUGGCAGGAGUGAGGUUGGCGCAGAAAUUCCUGGGGGCCUGCUACUACCUGAACCCGAAGGAAAGGGGCGGGGUGUUGAACUCAGCCCACACAGGACUUCCAUCUUGGGGGACUUUGAGCUCGAGGGAGUGUGUCAGCUGCCAGACCAGUCGCCCCCCGGGGACAGUAUGCCCAAGGCUGAGGAAGCUGCCUCCUGGGGACAAUUUGGGCUGGGUUCCAGGAAGAGACUCCUGUCUGCUGAGGAAGAAGUGGAGUAUGAAACCAAGAGAAUCUGUGCUGGCUCCCGAGGAGACUCCGUGUUGGGCCAGCAUGAAGAGAGGUCUCCGGCCUGCAGUGGGCGACCACUGCCCUCCACAGGGGAUGAUGAAGUAUUUGUUUCUGGCUCCACCCCCCCUCGCGGCUACACUACGCGCAGCUGCCUCUCUGCCAGUGGUCUCCAGGCCCUGACCCAGUCUCCACUGCUCUUCCAGGGGAAAACACCAUCCUCUCAGGCCAGAGACACCAGAGAUGAGGACUCAGACGUGUUUCUCUCCACUGCCGAAGACUCUCCCUUCAGCCAAGCACUCUCCCGGAGACGCCCCAUCGGCAGAACUUACACACGGAAGAAGCUCAUUAGCUAGCUAGAGACGAGUCUGGUUGGAGGACCUGGGACUGCAGACACUACAGAACUUGACCGGAGCCAUGCUCUGAGCGUGAUUUUUCCAGACAUGUUGGGGACCCACACUCAUACCACAAAGGAACCCUAACAGUUUAUCCAGAAACAGUAGUAACCAGGGCUUCAUCAAACAGAAAGCUCAAAGGACGAGGAGAA